Messenger RNA from Haemonchus placei, 2670 nucleotides. The record is from the annotation of a GenBank genome assembly. Lineage: Eukaryota; Metazoa; Nematoda; Chromadorea; Rhabditida; Trichostrongylidae.
AUGGCUCAGAGGCGAAUCAUUAUGGACGAAGAAAUAAAUGAAACAAACGACAAGGAAAACUUCGACCUCAGUGCGAUGUCGGCUGAGACGCGCGAUAUCGCAGACUCUACAACGCACACGAAAAAGGCCUAUACCGAUGAAGAUGUUCCAUAUGAAGAGGAUAUUCUCCGAAAUCCUACAUCAUUGCGUAGCUGGCAACGAUAUAUAGAUCACAAGAAGAAAACCAACUCACCUUGGAGGCAAAUUUGUCAGGUUUAUGAGCGAUCCUUGAAAGUAUUCGAUCGCAGUUAUAAGUUAUGGUACAACUAUUUACGUUUUCGACAACGCGUUAUAGCUCACAAGCCACCUACUGAUAUAUCGUGGUCGCACCUGUGCGAUGCAUACGAGAGAUGUCUUAUUCAUAUGCACAAGAUGCCUCGAAUAUGGAUGGAUUACUGUGCAGUGAUGACGAAAAGGCGAGUGAUCACAGACUGUCGCCGAGUGUUUGAUAGGGCUUUACGUGCACUGCCAGUGACGCAGCAUCUGCGAAUUUGGCCCCUUUAUAUUAAGUUUGUCACAAGUCAUGAUAUUCCAGAAACCUGCAUACGAGUUUACAGAAGAUAUCUCAAAUUAAACCCACGCGGUCGAGAAGAUUUCGUGGAGUACCUCAUAAAGAUUGAUCAACUUGAUGAGGCAGCCCGACAAUUAGUUGCCCUCGUAAACGAAGAUAUGCCGGUGUCAGAUAAAGGGAAAACGGUUCAUCAGCUUUGGGCGGAACUUUGCGAAUUGAUUUCGAAGAACCCAAAGAAAGUGCAUUCGUUGGAUGUUAACGUUAUCAUGAGGCAGGGUAUCCAGAAGUAUUCCGAUCAGGUUGGGAUUCUUUGGUGUUCAUUUGCUGAAUACUACAUUCGAGCUGGACAGUUUGAAAGGGCACGAGACAUUUACGAGGAAGCCAUGAUCUCCGUGAAGACGGUACGAGAUUUUACUCAAAUCUUCGAUGCCUACGCGGCCUUUGAAGAACGGAAUACAGCCGCGAGACUGGACAACCUGGCCGGCUCGCCGAGUGAAGAAGAAGAACUGGAGCUGGAGUGGCUCUUCGCGAGAUUUGAACACCUUAUGGCUCGACGGCCGUUGUUGUUGAACAGUGUGCUGCUCCGCCAAAAUCCUCACAAUGUCCACGAAUGGCUGAACAGGGUUGCUUUAUAUGAAGGGCAACCUGAAAAGCAAAUCGACACGUACUUGGAAGGGGUACGAACUGUAAAGCCAAAAAUGCAAGUAGGAAAGCUGUGCUCGUUGUGGAUAUCGUUUGCAAAAUUCUACGAGAGUGCUGAUCAGCUCGAUGAUGCUCGAAGCAUUUUUGAAAAAGCUACUCAAAUUCCGUAUGCGAAAGUGGAUGAGCUGGCCACGGUAUGGUGUGAAUACGCAGAGCUUGAACUGCGACACAAGUCAUCCGAAAGGGCGAUUACUGUAUUACGACGUGCAUGCGCUCCUCCACCUCGUAAAACGAAUUAUUUCGAUGAGACGGAAACCGUUCAAGCCAGGGUUCACAAGAGUCUCAGAGUGUGGUCCAUGUAUGCAGAUCUGGAGGAAAGCUUCGGAACGAUCGAUUCGUGCAGAGCAGUGUAUGAUCGCAUCCUCGAUCUUCGAAUAGCAACUCCUCAGAUCGUCAUCAACUAUGCGAUGUUCUUGGAAGAACACGAUUAUUAUGAAUACGCGUUUAAGGCUUAUGAACGAGGAGUAGCGUUGUUUAAGUGGCCGCAGGUGUAUGAUAUAUGGAAUUUAUACCUCACAAAGUUUGUUAAACGAUAUGGUGGAAAGAAAUUGGAGCGAGCUCGGGAUCUUUUCGAGCAGUGCCUUGAGACAUGCCCAUCAAAGUUCACAAAAAAUAUCUUCUUGUUAUACGCAAAAUUAGAGGAGGACUACGGACUAGCUCGCCAUGCCAUGUCUAUUUAUAGUCGUGCAACAGAAGCUGUAGAUAGAGCGGAUAUGUAUUCGAUAUUCAAUAUUUAUAUCAAGAAAGCACAAGAACUCUAUGGAUUGCCCCAUACGCGACCAAUUUACGAACAUGCCAUCACUGUCCUUCCAGAGGAUUCCUCUCGAGAGCUGAGCUUGCGAUAUGCACAAAUGGAACGCACACUUGGUGAGAUUGAUCGCGCUCGUGCAAUAUUCGCACAUGCUUCCGAGAUCUGUGAUCCUAAGAUCCAUGGCCAAUUCUGGGACACAUGGAUGGACUUCGAGGUCAAGCAUGGUAAUGAGGACACUUUGCGUGAAAUGCUCCGAAUCAAACGAUCGGUACAGCAAACGUACAACACGAGUGUGAAGCAUAUGUCAGCACAGCUGAUUGCUGCUGGAGCUGCGAAGGUCUGUUACUGUCUCUAUUUCAACACUUGUUUCUGGUUCUCUCGAAAAUCUCACUUUCAGGCUGCGGAAGAGAAUAAGUCUACUAAUGCUAUGCGGUUGUUGGAUAAGCAGCCAACUGUCAUUUACUGUUUACAGUCGGAUAAGCCGUCUGGUAACAUCGCCUUCGUCCGAGGUGAAAGCAAAACCACCCAGAUGGAUACUACAGAGAAUCCGGAUGAGAUCAAUAUUGACGAUGACGACGAAGAUGAUGAUGUUGCUCCUAUCGAAACGCAUACAGUGCCAGCUGCCGUGUUUGGUGAUUUGAAACGGCCGGAUCAAGAAGAAACGUGA